AUGAGCGCACCUAGACCGCUGGACUUCAGCAUCGCUGCUGGGCACGUAGGCGCUCCUCGAAAGUAUGAGCGGCUGAAAGAAAGCUCGGAGGAGGGUGGAAGUCAGAGGACGGUUCCGCUCGAAGUAGGCAAGGACGAGUGUAGAGUGACGAUAGCGGGAGCAGGGAUCAGCUUCGUUGUCUGCAUCCAUGCGAGCAUGUACCAGCUCCACGAGUUGGUCUCCCAGCAGAAAGAUUGCAGUCAGAGCCAUCACAAGGUCUGUGCCAAUGGCGCCAUCUUGAGCGAGGCGACAUGGAGGGACGGGGGCGCGGAAGUGGGGGAGGACGCGAGGAGUCGGAGCUUGGAGAGCUAUGGUCUCACGGGAGGGUCGAGGGUGCUGGUGUUCUGCACCAAGGUGUCGGUACAGGAGGAGAUGAAGAAGAUGGCAGAGGAGUCGAGCAAGUUCAACGGAGUCAGGAGCUUCGCACAGGAGGAGGAGAUAAUGCGGCGAAGGGCAAAUGCUCCUGCGAUGUUUGCUAAGAGGGCCUCGGGGUCCCUGGCCGACUUCCGCUAUGGGUUCGGGAGAUGUGUUCCGCUGCAAGUAGAUCCCAACACAGGAUGGAGGUGA
Guillardia theta CCMP2712 is the source of this 606-nucleotide messenger RNA. RefSeq lists its product as hypothetical. The record is from RefSeq and is a predicted model, not a curated record. The coding region runs from base 1 to 606 and encodes 201 amino acids. The transcript has a single exon. Lineage: Eukaryota; Cryptophyceae; Pyrenomonadales; Geminigeraceae.